Molecule: messenger RNA, 357 nt
Organism: Gloeophyllum trabeum ATCC 11539
Lineage: Eukaryota; Fungi; Basidiomycota; Agaricomycetes; Gloeophyllales; Gloeophyllaceae
Product: 40S ribosomal protein S26
Exons: 3
Biological process (GO): translation
Cellular component (GO): cytosolic small ribosomal subunit; ribosome
Molecular function (GO): mRNA binding; structural constituent of ribosome
Source: RefSeq, a predicted model, not a curated record
ACCAAAAAGAGAAGAAAUAAUGGCCGCAACAAGAAGGGCCGUGGUCACGUUGGGUUCAUGCGCUGCUCCAACUGCUCGCGAGCCGUCCCCAAGGACAAGGCCAUCAAGCGAUUCACCGUGAGGAACAUGGUUGAGAGUGCCGCCGUUCGGGAUAUCAGCGACGCGAGCGUCUACCCUGAAUACGUUGUCCCCAAGUUGUACCUAAAAAUCGCAUACUGCGUCUCGUGCGCCAUCCAUUCGCACGUCGUCCGUGUCCGCUCGCGCGAGGGCCGCCGUAACCGUGCCCCCCCUCCCCGUGUCCGAUGGAAGGAUGGCAAGAAGGUGAACCCUGCCGUGGUGGCUGCUGAGGAGGCUAAG